Molecule: messenger RNA, 2740 nt
Organism: Nymphaea colorata (pocket water lily)
Lineage: Eukaryota; Viridiplantae; Streptophyta; Magnoliopsida; Nymphaeales; Nymphaeaceae
Product: G-type lectin S-receptor-like serine/threonine-protein kinase LECRK3
Exons: 1
Coding region: 88-2487 (799 amino acids)
Biological process (GO): recognition of pollen; protein phosphorylation
Molecular function (GO): ATP binding; protein serine/threonine kinase activity
Source: RefSeq, a predicted model, not a curated record
UUUGCUUGAAUCAUUCUUCGUAUUUUCUCUUCCUUCUGCCAUUCUUUAUUCCCAUUAAACCUGGCAUCUCAAAGAGAGAGAGCUCCCAUGGCCAUGCUUUCUUUUGCUGCUUCAAUGGCUUUUCUUACCCUCCUCCUCCUCCUCUGCUUCUCGUCUCUCUUACAUGUGACAGUGGAAGCACAGCCCUACCGAAACAUAAGUCUAGGCUCUUCUUUAUCUUCUCUUGACAACAGCGCAUCCUGGAUCUCCCCCUCUGGUGAGUUCUCCUUUGGCUUCUCGAGGAUUGGUGACAAUCUAUACGUCGGUGUUCGUUAUGAAAAGAUCCCCGAAAAGACUCUAGUUUGGGCAGCAAACAGAGACAGGCCCGCCCCACCUGGUUCCACUGUAGAGCUAACCAACAAUGGUCUGCUUGUCAUAAAUGAUGCAAAUGGCAAACCGUUUUUCAGCAUUGGAGGCAGUUCAGGUGGUAGCGCCAUCACGCAGGCUGCCAUGCUAGACACAGGCAACCUGGUGCUUCAGAGCUCACCUGGAUCUGAGUUCAAGUGGCAGAGCUUCGACUCGCCCACCGAUACCAUUCUCCCCACUCAAACACUUUCUGUAGACUACAAACUCUAUGCUCCAAUGUCACCAACCAUUCUCUCCACCGGCCGGGACUAUAUCGUAAUGCAAAGUGAUGGCAACUUUGUUAGCUAUAGUGAUAUAUCGGAACCAACUUAUGCAUCAAAUACUGAUGGAACAAAGGGAAGGUUGGUGUUUGACGAGUCUGGAAAAAUCUCCAUCUUCCAGUGGGAAAAGAAUACGACUGUUGAGAUAACACCUGCAAGCCGGAUUCCCAAGCCAAGCAAAGACUUCUACUUCAGAGGAACGAUUGACAAUGAUGGGAUCUUCAGGCUCUAUAAUUACCCCAAGGGAAGAAGCAAUUCUUGGUCGAAGUCCUGGAACGUCAUCUGGGAAACUCAAGAUUCUUCAUGUGAAAUGCCGGGCAUUUGUGGGCAGAAUGGUUACUGCGUUGGAAAAAACAAAGGCUUUGAUUGCUUGUGCCCGAGCGGUUUCUCUUAUGCGGAUGCCAAUAACAAAGUUCUUGGUUGCAACCAGGAUGUCCCAAUCAUAGACUGCGGACAGUACAAUCCAGAUGACUAUGGUCUGGAGACGAUUGAUAAUGUGAAUUUUGCUGGUGGGGACUAUGCUGUUAAAUCAAAUAUUGACGAGGCUGGAUGCAGAGAUUGGUUCUUGGCUGAUUGUUAUUGCACUUUAGCUGUCUAUUCGGACUCAAACUGCUACAAGAAGCGGAUGCCAUUGCGUAGUGGUAAGGUGGCAGGUGGUUCUAAAGCUUUCGUGAAGGUAUCACUGGACAACAGUUCCCCGCUUGAAGGAGGAGGUCCCUCCAACAUCACAUCCAAUGGCAGGAGCAAUUGGUCACGAUUUGGUGUCGUCAAAGUUGUUUUGUUUGUCAUCUCGGUAACUAUUUUUAUCCUUAUCAUUAUUGAGAGUAUCAUUCUAAUAUGCCACAGGAGAAGGAAUGUACAUAGACAAGAAAAACUAGUAGGUUCUAUGCAGCCUGAGAUUAAGUUGAUGAGAUUCAGUUACAAAGAACUCGAGAAGGCAACCAGGAAUUUCAAGGAGAAGUUGGGCAGCGGCUCUUUUGGCACUGUUUACAGAGGGAUGAUGGUUUUUACAUAUGGUCAGAAGCCUAUUGCUGUGAAGCAAUUGGACAAGUUGAUGGAAAAUGGGGACAAGGAAUUCAGAACAGAAGUGAGCGUGAUCGGAAGAACACAUCACAAAAACCUUGUCCAACUGCUGGGUUUCUGUGACGAGGGUUCUCAUAGAUUAUUAGUGUAUGAGUACAUGGAACAGGGCUCUCUGUCAAGCUUCCUCCUUGGAAGCAUUAGGCCAGAGUGGAACACAAGAGUCCAAAUUGCAUUUGGUAUAGCCAGAGGGCUCAUGUACCUCCAUGAAGAAUGUAGUACACAGAUCAUACACUGUGAUAUUAAGCCAGAAAACAUACUUCUUGAUGGCAAUCUCAUUCCCAAAAUUUCCGAUUUCGGACUGGCCAAGCUUCUCAGACACGAUCAAACGAAGACCAACACAGACAUAAGGGGAACAAGAGGUUAUGUAGCCCCAGAAUGGUUUAGGAAGAUGGCUGUCACAGUUAAGGUUGAUGUUUAUAGUUAUGGAGUGAUGUUGCUGGAGAUUAUAUGUUGUAGGAAGACUGUGGAGAUCAAUAUGAUGAAUGAGCCGUCGGGGAUACUUGUUGAUUGGGCCUAUGAUUGCUUCGUCGGGCAACAAUUGGAGACGUUGGUGGAGCACGAUGAAGAUGCCAAGAAUGACAUGAAGAAGGUGAGAAAGAUGGUGAUGGUAGCACUGUGGUGCAUUCAAGAAGACCCAUCACUUAGGCCAACAAUGAAGAAGGUGACGCAAAUGCUUGAAGGCGCAGUUGAUGUUGCCAUCCCACCCAACCCUUCCUCUUUCGUAAGCUCAAUGGGCUGAGAAGAACUCUGUCACUAUACACCACACAAAAUGUGGGAGAUGUUUGAAUAAUGUGUUCUACUUGCUUCAGUGAAGCUUGAUUAAUACGUCUUCUUGUUUCAAUUUAAUUUCCAAACGAGUGCAAUUUGACAUCAAUGAUUUGUUGUCAAAGAAUAAAGUGUAGGCUAUCUUUUUUUGAGUUGUAUCUAAUCUGUUGCUCUCUUCCAGUUCUACUCUGGAAUAAAACGUUCGAAUGAAGGCAAUAUUAGUUUUU